AUGGAUAGUGGUAACGAAAGUAGUACUACUACCCAACAAAAUGUGAAAACGGCAGCUGAGGGCGAUGUGAAAGAAUACAUCACGCAGGCAGUCACCUCACUGUUCGGACUCAGUCCGCGUGAUCAAACGACUCUGGAUGUGGAACUCACUUCUCAGUCCACUGUUCUCUCUGAUUUUAUCAACGAAGCUGACAAGAACGUGAUCGUCAUCGACAGAAUCGUCGCCCGUGAGCAAGGCGAUCAACAGCCUGGCGCCGAGAGCGGAGGAGAGGAUACCGCGCCUGCGACAUUUCAAGUGCACGAUGGGCUGUUCGUCGUCGACCGUGGACAGGCAAUCGUGUUUGUGAAACAGAGCAACGUCAUCGAAGCGGACAAGAAGAUUGCGACUCAGAUCACGGCGCUGCCGCUGAACGGAGGCAGUGCCUGGGAGCAAUUGCAUUUCGUGAUGAACCGUCUGCUCAACCCUUACUUCAAAUCAUUCAUCAGCCAGAGUGGAAGAGGAGAGCGAGACGGAGAUAAGCUGGCUCCGACUGUGCAGAAAUGCUUCACGGAGGCCGAAGCGGCGUUGCUUCAUUUGCAACAGAACAUCGACAUUCCAGAGAUCAACUUGGUCAUCAAUCAACAUAUUCUUGAUGCUAUUGAAAAGGCGUCGAAAGAGAAUCGCCGUGCCAGAGUGAGUAUUGACGCUCUUUGAAUCGAUUUUAAGUUUUUUUUUUUCAGAUUGAAGAUCUUGGUAAUUUGGUAGAAGAUGCCAACUUUCUGAAUUCUCUUCAAGCUGGCUGUAAUAGAUGGGUCAAGGAAAUUCGCAAAGUUACGCAGCUCGAAAGAGACGCUAGCAGUGGAACUUCCCUUCAAGAAAUGACAUUUUGGCUCAAUUUGGAGCGCUCUCUGCUCAAGAUUGCUCAGAAAAGAGACGGAGAAGAGGUCACGCUGACUCUCGAAGCACUGAAGUGCGGAAAGCGUUUCCACGCGACCGUCAGUUUCGACAGUGACACCGGAUUGAAACAGAAGCUCGCAAUUGUGCAAGACUACAACACUCUGAUGAAGGACUUCCCUCUCAGUGAGCUUGUUUCGGCCGUGGAUGUUCCGAAGUUGAUGCACGCCGUCACUGGUAUCUUCCUUCAUCUUCGCAAACUUCGAUCGACCAAGUAUCCGCUGCAACGUGCUCUUCGUCUUGUGGAGGCCAUCUCGAGAGAUCUCAACUCUCAACUGCUCAAGGUGCUCUCUGCGUACAGUUUGAUGCACACGCCAAUCGCCGAGUUCAACGACACCAUGACGCAGUGCCAGGCGCUGUUCAGCAAAUGGGACGACGAAUACGACAAGUUCAUUGCUCUUCUCCGUGAUAUCAACAAGAAGAAGAGAGACGAUCCGUCGAAACUCUCGUGGAAGGUGACGGCCGUUCACAAAAGACUGGAAGGGCGCCUCACGCAGAUUAUGCAGUUCAGAAAGUGAGCCACUUUUAGGAGAAUUAAUUUAAGUUGCCCUUUUUCAGACAACACGAGCAGUUCCGCACUGUCAUUGAACGCGUUCUGCGCCCAGUGGGCAACAUCUCUUCUCGUGUCAAGGAAGAGUUCAUGGUCGAAUCGAUGGAAGGAGAAAAGUCUCCAGAUGAGCAAGUCGACAUCGCCUACGAGUUUCUCAAGAAUGUCGAUUUUCUCGACGUGGACAACCCUGCAUGGGAAAACGCCUUCAAAAGAUAUGAAGAUCAGAUCGGAGUCGUCGAGACUGCCAUCACCACAAGACUGAAGGGCCAGCUGGAGUCGUCGAGAAACUCGAAUGAAAUGUUCUCUAUCUUCAGCCGUUACAACGCACUCUUCAUUCGUCCGCGCAUCCGUGGAGCCAUCUACGAAUACCAGACGCGACUGAUCAAUCGAGUGAAAGAUGACAUCAAUCAACUGCAGGAGAGAUUCACGAAGGCUCGAGGAGAACAAGGAGUUCGCAUCAUGCAGACUGCUGGACUUCCUCCGUUCUCUGCAAAGAUUAUGUGGAUUCGCAACUUUGAGAGGCAACUUCAGAGAUACAUGAAGCGAGUUGAAGACGUGCUUGGAAAGCAAUGGGAGAAUCAUGUGGAUGGAAGACAACUGAAGGCCGACGGAGACAAUUUCAAAGUGAAAUUGAACACGCAGCCGAUGUUUGACGAAUGGGUCGAGACUGUGCAGUCACAAAACUGGACACUGCCCAACAAAAUAUUGGCAGUCGAGAGAAUUCAAGUGGAGGGAAAAGUUCAGCUGCAGUUAAAGGUCAAUUAUCACCGCGACAGCUUCAUUCUCUACAAAGAAGUAUCGCACUUGAAAGCCAUGGGAUUCCGUGUGCCGCUCAAGAUUGUCAACUGGGCCCAUCAGGCCAAUCAGAUGCAUCCGUCGGCCACUGCUCUCAUCGAAGCAACCCGAACUUUCUCGUCUGUAAAUGCUGCUCUGGCUUCAGUUCAAGGAGUCGACUCGCUGCUGGCUAGCUACAAAAGAGACAUUCAAAAUCAGUUGCUCGAAGGUUUGCGGCGUUUCGUUUUCCGCCCUUCUAAUGUAAAUUUCAGGAGCCACACUAAGCUGGGAUUCGUACAAAAUCGAGCAAUACCAAUUGAGACUGGCCGAAACUGUCAACACCUAUCAAGAGCGAUGCGAGGAGCUGCUCAACGUCGUUCGAAUUGUGAACGCCGAUUUGAAUGUGCUCAAAUCGUGCCGCUACGAUAAAGAGACCAUUGAGAACCUGCUCAGCUCCAUACAAAAAGGAGUCGACCAACUUUCACUUGGAAACUACUCGAAUCUUGCACAAUGGGUGGCAGCCCUUGACAGUCAAAUCGAGACGAUUCUCGCUCGUCGUGUCGAAGAUGCAAUCCGUGUCUGGAAGGAAGUCUUCUCGCAAUCGGAGGCUGUAGAAGAGCUUCGUGAGAGGCAAGUUGUGCUGCCCCAAGUGAAGAACGUCGUUGUCGAGCUGUAUAUGACUGCUCAAACACUUUAUAUCAGCCCGAGCAUUCACGAAACUCGCGAGAAGAUUCUGGAGCAACUCUACGAGUGGCACAGUGUCUGUACUGCACAGAAAAGAAUUAGCGGAAGACGAUUCCAGGUGAGAACUUCAGAAAUUGUAUAGACGACUCAUAGCAACUUUCAGAUGGUUAUGAGCGAAGAUACUGAGCCAGAAACGUAUCAUAAUGUUCUUAACGUGAUGCCGGAAGGACAUGCUUGUCUUGAGAAGGCGUACGAAUGUGUCAACAAAAUCAUGUCGGAACUGGAAGAAUAUCUGAGCGAAUGGCUCAGUUAUCAGUCUCUCUGGGUUCUGCAAGCCGAACAACUCUUCGAAAUGCUCGGCACCUCGCUCUCUAAAUGGAUGAAGACGUUGAUGGAAAUCCGUAAAGGAAGAACAGUCUUCGAUACGCAGGACACGCGCAAAGCCAUUUUCCCAGUGACUGUCGAGUACGGAAAGGCUCAGCAGAAGAUUCUUUUCAAAUAUGACUACUGGCACAAGGAAAUGCUCGUCAAGUUCGGCGCCGUUGUUGGAGACGAAAUGCAGAAGUUCUUCAAUUCUGUAUCAAAGUGGAGAAACGUGCUUGAGACGCAAUCAGUCGACGGAGGAUCUACUUCCGAUACUAUUGGACUCAUCUCUUUUGUUCAAACGUUGAAGAAGCAAACGAAAGCCGGACAGGAUGCUGUGGAUCUCUACCGCUCCUCGCAACGUCUUCUCAACCAGCAACGCUAUCAAUUUCCCGCCCAAUGGCUCUUUUCGGAGAACGUGGAGGGAGAAUGGUCUGCGUUCGCCGAAAUUCUCAGUUUGAGAGAUGCUUCCAUCCAAACGCAGAUGAUGAAUCUGCAGACGAAGUUUGCUCAGGAAGACCAACUUGUCGAAAAGAGAACGGACGAGACGUUGACCGAAUGGAACAACCGAAAGCCGGUUGAAGGAGCUCAACGGCCACAAGAUGCUCUCAACGUCAUCACUGCGUUCGAAGCAAAAUUGAACAAACUGACGGAGGAGAGAAACAAGAUGCGAAAGGCUCGAGUCGCUCUGGAUAUGUCGGACAGUGCGCAUGCGCCGUCGGAGAACGACAAACUGACGGUGGCGACGGAGGAGUUGGCUGCCAUGAAGGAUGUGUGGAAGGCGUUGCAACCGGUCUACACGGGAAUCGACGAGGCGAAGGAGAAGACGUGGCUGUCUGUGCAACCGCGGAAGAUCCGUCAAUCGCUUGAUGAGCUCAUGAACCAGUUGAAACAGUUGCCGGCGAAGUGCAGAACUUACAAGAGUUACGAGCACGUGAAGCAGAUGCUGCAUACUUACGGAAAGAUGAACAUGCUGGUGGCCGAGUUGAAGUCGGAGGCGUUGAAGGAAAGGCAUUGGCACCAGAUGAUGAAGGAGAUGCGAGUCAACUGGAACCUGUCGGAUUUGACGCUCGGACAAGUGUGGGAUGCCGACAUUCUCCGUCACGAACAUACGAUAAAAAAGAUUCUUCUGGUGGCUCAAGGAGAAAUGGCUCUGGAGGAGUUCUUGAGAGAGAUGCGCGAGUACUGGCAGAACUAUGAAGUGGAAUUGGUGAAUUAUCAGAACAAGACGAGACUUAUCAAAGGCUGGGACGAUCUGUUCAACAAGCUCAAGGAACAUCAGAACUCGUUGUCUGCCAUGAAACUUUCUCCUUACUACAAGCAGUUCGAGGAGAGCGCACAGUCUUGGGAUGAGAAGCUGAACAAGAUCAAUGCCAUGUUCGAUGUUUGGAUCGAUGUGCAGCGUAGAUGGGUCUAUCUCGAAGGACUCUUCUCUGGAUCCGCCGAGAUCGCCACCCUCCUUCCAUUCGAAAGUUCUCGCUUCGCCACCAUCACCACUGACGUUCUCGCUUUGAUGAAGAAAGUCGCUGCUUCCCCACGUAUUCUCGACGUCGUUAAUAUGCAAGGAGCUCAGCGUCUGCUCGAACGACUCGCCGACAUGCUCGCGAAGAUUCAGAAGGCACUAGGAGAGUAUUUGGAGAGAGAGCGAUCAUCUUUCCCUCGUUUCUACUUCGUGGGUGACGAAGAUUUGUUGGAGAUUAUGGGUAACAGCAAGGACAUCACGAGAAUCCAGAAGCAUCUGAAGAAGAUGUUUGCCGGAAUCACUGCCAUCGACAUCAACGAAGACGACAGGAGCGUGAGUUGCUAUUAGUUAGAGCCAAAGUUAAUUUCCAAAAAGUCGUUUCAGAUCACAGCUUUUCACUCUCGCGAAGGAGAGAGGGUCGAACUGGUGAAGAUUGUGGCCACAAAAGACGUCCGAAUCAACGACUGGCUGCAAGCUCUAGAGGCUGAGAUGAAACACACGCUGGCUCGUCAGCUCGCCUCAUCGCUGUCUCACUUUUCGAAGAUGAACAUUCAAACAAUGACGACCGACGACUAUGUCGAAUGGCUCGACAAGUAUCCGACGCAAGUGAUCACCCUUACUGCCGAGAUCUGGUGGUGUGACGAAAUGGAGAAGACAUUGGCCGACGGAAAAGGAGCUGAAGUCGUCGAGCAAGCUGUAACUAAGACUCUGGAGCUGCUGGCUGACAGUGUGCUCAAGGAGCAGCCACCCAUUCGCAGAAAGAAGAUGGAGGCGCUGGUGAGUAAACGGCGGGAAUAUUAGAUCGCAAUAAAGUCAUUUACAGAUCACCGAGCUCGUGCACAAGAGAGACACAUGUCGUAAGUUGUCUCAGAAGAAGAUUCGUGCUGCCAACGACUUUGGGUGGCUGCAGUGCAUGAGAUUCUACUUCGAUCCGAAGCAAGUCGACCCCGUUCGUUGCUGCGUUGUAAAAAUGGCCAACGCCCAAUUCUACUACGGAUUCGAAUAUUUGGGAAUUCAAGAGAGACUCGUGCGAACUCCGCUCACCGAUCGAUGCUACCUGACAAUGACCCAAGCUCUGCACUCUCGCCUCGGAGGAUCGCCGUUUGGACCGGCUGGAACCGGAAAGACCGAAUCCGUGAAGGCCCUCGGACAUCAACUUGGUCGCUUCGUUCUCGUAUUCAAUUGUGACGAGACAUUCGAUUUCCAAGCUAUGGGACGUAUUCUCGUUGGUCUGUGCCAAGUAGGAGCAUGGGGAUGCUUCGACGAGUUCAAUCGUCUCGAGGAACGAAUGCUCUCAGCCGUCUCUCAACAGAUUCAAACUAUUCAAGAGGCUGUUCGUGCUGGCGGAGAUAUGAGUGUUGAUCUUGUCGGAAAGCGUCUGAAUGUGAACGGAAACAUUGGAAUCUUCAUCACUAUGAAUCCUGGAUACUCUGGACGGUCCAACCUUCCGGACAACUUGAAGCAGCUCUUCCGAAGCUUGGCUAUGACUCAGCCGGACCGACAGCUUAUUGCUCAAGUCAUGUUGUUCUCGCAAGGAUUCCGAACUGCAGAGACUCUCGCCAACAAGAUUGUUCCGCUGUUCAUUCUGUGCAAAGAACAACUUUCCGCUCAAUGCCACUACGAUUUCGGACUUCGUGCUCUCAAAUACGUGCUCGUUUCUGCCGGUAACAUCAAACGAGACAAACUGGACCGCAUGGGAGCAGCAGCUCUGGAAGAUAUUGCCGAGCAGCAGAUGCUCAUUCAAUCCGUUUGCGAAACUCUCGUUCCGAAGCUCGUCAACGAGGAUAUCGCUCUGCUUUUCUCACUGCUUUCGGACGUCUUCCCAGGAAUUCACUACACUGCCAACCAGAUGAGAGAGUAAGUCAAGCUUGCCGUUAUUCGAGAAUGAUUAUCCGUGUUUUCAGGUUGCGUCAGCAGCUCUCGACUGUCUGUGACGAGCAUCUUCUCAUCUACUCCGAUGUGCAGGGAGAAAUGGGAUCCAUGUGGCUCGACAAAGUGCUCCAACUGUACCAGAUCACGAAUCUCAACCACGGCCUUAUGCUGGUCGGAUCUAGCGGAGCUGGAAAAACAAUGGCCUGGAAAGUGCUCCUGAAAGCAUUGGAAAGAUGGGAGAACGUGGAAGGGGUUGCGCAUGUGAUCGAUGCGAAGGCAAUGAGCAAAGACUCUCUGUACGGAGUGAUGGACCCGAAUACCCGUGAAUGGACCGACGGACUCUUCACUUCAAUCAUCAGAAAAAUCAUUGACAACGUGAGAGGAGAAGCAGAUCGCCGCCAAUGGAUAAUCUUCGACGGAGAUGUCGAUCCGGAAUGGGUUGAGAACUUGAACUCUGUUCUCGACGAUAACAAGCUUUUGACUCUUCCAAACGGAGAGCGUCUUUCCAUUCCACCGAACGUUAGGAUCAUCUUUGAAGUCGCCGAUCUAAAAUACGCUACUCUGGCUACCGUUUCCCGUUGUGGAAUGGUCUGGUUCAGUGAAGAAGUCGUAACUUCGGAAAUGCUCUUUGAACGAUACCUCUCAAUGCUCCGUCGUGUUCCACUCGAUGCUGACUCUGCCGUCAGUUUCUCAUCUUCCAAUGCGCCAGUCAAUUUGGUCGGAGAAGAUGCGAAGCCAUCUCGUGCCAUUGAAAUUCAACGGACUGCCGCUCUCGCUCUCCAGAACCAUUUCUCACCUGACGGAAUUGUUCCGGGAAGUCUCAAAUACGCCGUUGCUGAGCUGGAACACAUCAUGCCACCAACUGCUCAACGCCUCCUUUCUUCGUUCUUCGCAAUGAUGUCGUACUCGAUCCGGAAAAUGGUCUCUCAUGACGAAGGACUCAUCGACGACUCGAUGGAACUCGAUCAGAUUCAAAACUUCGUGCUCCGCUCGAUGCUCACCAACUUGGUCUGGGCGUUCAGUGGAGACGGAAAAUGGAAGUCGAGAGAGAUGAUGAGCGACUACAUCAGACAGGCCACAACCAUAGCUCUUCCUCCCAACCAGCAGGCUUGUCUCAUCGAUUACGAGGUUCAGCUCACCGGAGAAUGGCAACCAUGGCUCGCUAAAGUUCCGACGAUGGAGAUCGAAUCGCAUCGUGUCGCUGCUGCUGAUCUCGUCGUUCCGACCAUCGACACGGUUCGUCACGAGAUGCUCCUCGCUGCUUGGCUCGCUGAGCACAAGCCACUUGUUCUGUGCGGUCCUCCUGGGUCCGGAAAAACAAUGACUCUGCUCGCUGCUCUUCGUUCUCAACAAGAAAUGGACGUCGUCAACGUCAACUUCUCGUCUUCUACAACGCCAGAACUGCUUCUUCGCACCUUCGAUCACUAUUGCGAAUAUAGGUUUGUGAAUGCCAAUAUUUGGCUUAUCCGUUAUUAAAUCGAUUAUUUCAGACGUACACCUAAUGGAGUUGUGCUUUCUCCAGUUCAAAUCUCGCAAUGGCUGGUAAUCUUCUGCGAUGAGAUCAAUUUGCCGGCUCCUGACAAAUACGGAACUCAAAGAGUGAUCAGUUUCCUCCGUCAGCUCGUGGAACUCAAUGGAUUCUACCGUACUUCUGAUCACAGUUGGGUCACACUCGAACGCAUUCAGUUUGUCGGUGCCUGUAACCCACCAACUGAUCCGGGACGUCACCCAAUGACUUCUCGCUUCCUUCGCCACGUUCCAAUUGUCUACGUUGACUAUCCAGGACAGACGUCUCUCCAACAGAUCUACGGAACGUUCAACCGUGCAAUGCUCAAGAUGACUCCGGCUGUGCGCGGAUUGGCGGAUCAACUGACGAAUGCUAUGGUGGAUGUCUAUCUGAAGAGUCAGGAACACUUCACUCAAGACGACCAACCCCAUUACGUUUAUUCUCCGAGAGAACUGACUCGAUGGGUCAGAGGAAUUUCCGAAGCAAUCACCCCGUUGGAAUCUCUGUCUGCUGAGCAGCUCGUUCGUCUCUGGGCUCACGAAGCAAUCCGCCUGUUCCAGGACAGAUUGGUCACCGAAGAGGAGCGAGAGUGGACUGACAAACUCGUGGAUGACGUUGCGGAUACUUACUUCGGAAACACCUGCCGAUUGGAAGAUGCUCUCAAACGACCGCUUCUCUACUCCUGCUGGAUGUCGCGCAACUACGUUCCGGUCACUCGCGAUGAGCUGCAGGACUACGUAUCGGCGAGAUUGAAGGGAUUCUACGAGGAAGAACUCGAUGUGAAGCUGGUUUUGUUCGACCAGAUGCUCGACCACGUACUGCGAAUCGAUCGAAUCUACCGACAGUCGCAAGGACAUUUGCUCCUCAUUGGUACUGCCGGAGCUGGAAAGACCACUCUUUCAAGAUUCGUCGCUUGGCUAAACGGACUCAGUGUGUUCCAACUGAAGGUGCACUCGAAAUACACUGCCGCUGACUUUGACGAAGACAUGCGAACAGUUCUUCGAAGAGCCGGAUGCCGAAACGAGAAAUUGUGCUUCAUCAUGGACGAAUCAAACAUGCUGGAUACUGGCUUCCUCGAGAGACUCAACACUCUUCUUGCCAACGGAGAAGUUCCAGGACUGUUCGAAGGAGAUGAGCAUUCUACUCUGAUGACUCAGAUCAAGGAGGGAGCUCAGAGACAAGGACUGAUCCUCGAUAGCCACGACGAACUGUACAAGUGGUUCACUCAACAGGUUAUGCGCAAUCUUCACGUCGUCUUCACGAUGAACCCAUCAGGAAGCGGACUUCGGGAACGUGCUUCAACUUCGCCCGCUCUGUUUAACAGAUGCGUGCUCAAUUGGUUCGGAGACUGGAGCGAAAACGCGUUGUACCAGGUCGGAUCGGAACUCACCAAGACAAUGGACAUCGACAGAACUGACUACGAAGGAUCCGUGCGGCUCACUCCGUCCUGCGAACUCGUUCCUCCAGAACCAACAUAUAGAGAUGCUGUCGUCAAUACUCUUUGCCUUGUUCACAAGACUGUGCAGAAGUUCAACGAAGUUGAGACGAAGAAGGGACAUCGCGUGAUGGCCUGCACUCCGAGACACUUCCUCGACUUCAUCAAGCAGUUUAUGUCACUGUUUCACGAAAAGCGAUCAGAUUUGGAAGAGGAGAAGAUUCAUUUGAACAUCGGAUUGAACAAGAUCAGCGAGACGGAGGAGCAAGUGAAGGAAUUGCAAAAGAGUCUUCAUCUUAAGAGCAGAGAACUCGAAGAGAAAAAGGAGGCUGCAAACCUGAAAUUGAAGGAGAUGUUGGCGGAUCAGCAGAAGGCCGAGGAAGAGAAGAAAUUCUCCGAGCAACUGCAAAAGGAGCUCGCCGAGCAACUGAAGCAGAUGGCGGAGAAGAAAACCGUUGUCGAGAGCGAUUUGGCUCAAGUCGAACCAGCCGUCGCGGAUGCUCAGACUGCUGUGCAAGGAAUCAAGAAGAGUCAGCUGGUCGAAGUGAAAUCCAUGUCGAGCCCUCCUGUCGUUGUGAAGCUCACGUUGGAAGCGAUUUGCAUUCUACUUGGAGAGAACGUCGGAACCGAUUGGAAGGCGAUCCGUCAAGUGAUGAUGAAGGAAGAUUUCAUGACAAGAAUCCUGCAGUUCGACACGGAAUCUCUGACUGCUGACAUUUUGAAGCAGAUGGAGAAAUACAUUCUGAAUCCGGAUUGGGAGUUCGACAAGGUCAACCGAGCGUCGGUGGCUUGCGGUCCUAUGGUCAAAUGGGCAAGAGCUCAACUGCUCUACUCUACGAUGUUGCACAAGGUGGAACCACUGAGAAACGAACUGAAGAGACUCGAGAAGGAAGCUGCAAAGAAGACGGAGGAAGGCAAAGUGGUCGAUGUGAGGAUCACCGAGUUGGAGGAGUCCAUUGGAAAGUACAAGGAGGAAUACGCGCAGCUCAUCGGACAAGCCGAAAACAUCAAGCAGGACUUGCUGUCUGUGCAAGAGAAAGUCAACCGAUCAACCGAACUUCUCUCGUCACUCCGCUCGGAACGCGAUCGUUGGUCGAGUGGAAGUGCCGGAUUCUCGCAGCAAAUGGACUCUCUCGUCGGAGAUGCCCUUCUGUCAUCCGCCUUCCUCGCCUACGCUGGAUACUACGACCAAAUGCUUCGUGACGAGAUCUUCCACAAAUGGUUUAAUCACGUCGUCAAUGCUGGUCUUCAUUUCCGCCACGAUCUCGCUCGCAUCGAGUAUCUGUCCACUGUUGAUGACCGUUUGCAAUGGCAGCUCAACUCCCUUCCUGUUGACGAUCUGUGCACUGAGAAUGCAAUAAUGCUGCAUCGCUUCAACCGCUACCCGCUCAUCAUCGAUCCUUCUGGACAGGCAGUCGAGUACAUCAUGAAACAGUUUGCUGGAAAGAACAUUCAAAAGACGUCCUUCCUGGACGAAUCGUUCCGCAAGAACCUCGAGUCUGCUCUUCGCUUCGGAAAUUCUCUACUCGUUCAAGACGUUGAAGCCUACGAUCCGAUUCUCAACCCAGUGCUCAAUCGGGAAGUGAAGAGAGCCGGAGGACGUGUGCUUAUCACUAUCGGAGACCAGGACAUUGAUCUGUCGCCGUCCUUCCAGAUCUUCAUGAUCACUCGUGACUCUACUGUCGAAUUCUCCCCCGACAUCUGCUCUCGUGUCACCUUCGUCAACUUCACCGUGACCUCGUCUUCGUUGGCCAGCCAGUGUCUCAACCAAGUUCUUCGCAGCGAGAGACCGGAUGUGGACAAGAAGAGAAACGACCUUCUCAAGCUUCAAGGAGAGUUCGCUGUUCGACUUCGUCACCUUGAGAAAGCCUUGUUGGCAGCUUUGAACGAGAGCAAGGGCAAGAUUCUGGACGACAAUUCAGUGAUAGAAACACUCGAGAAACUGAAGAAUGAGGCAGCUGAAGUGGCUCAAAAGUCAGCGGAGACGGAUAAGGUUAUGGCAGAGGUGGAUGCAGUGUCGGCUCAAUAUCAAAAACUGGCAAGCGCCUGCUCCCACAUCUAUCACACGCUGCAGCAGCUCAAUGAGAUUCACUUUCUUUACCACUACUCUCUUGAUUUCCUUGUUGAAAUCUUCACUCAUGUGCUCAAGACUCCAGAACUCUCGUCGACUACAGACUACAUGAAGAGGCUCAGAAUUAUCACCACUAGUCUUUUUCAGGUAAAAAUUUUAUCCCAGGACACAAUAUCAACUUCUUUCAGACUGUUUUCCGUCGUGUUUCUCGUGGAAUGUUGCACACUGAUAAGGUUCUUCUUGCUCUCCUUCUCAUGAGAAUUCACAUUCGUUCCAUUCCAAAUGCACCAGGAUACGAAAAGCACUUCAAUUUGCUGCUCGGUAGAACGGAUCUUGUUACAAAGAACGGUAAUCUUUCGAAAACCAAACCUUCGCUUCACACUGUUUUUUUCAGAUGAUGAUGACAUCCCGCCGGGACUUGAUUUCCUCAGCGUGGAAAACAAGAGAGCGAUUGCAAAGACACGGAAAAUCGACGGAUUCGAGAAUGUAUUCGCUAAGCUGCAAGCCAAUUCUGCUGCCGUCACGGCAUGGUUCGUUAACGACAAUCCGGAGUCGAAUGUUCCGGCGAUCUGGGAGGAUUCGGAAGGAAAACUGGCCCCGUUGUGCAUUGCGAUGAACUCGUUGAUUGUGGUGCACGCCCUUCGUCCGGACAGACUGAUGGCUUCUGCUCAUCGCGUCGUUUCCACGGCAUUCGACGAUCACUUCAUGCAACAAGACAAAGUGGUCGACAUUCUUUCCAUCGUUGACAACGAAGUCGCUCCUUCUGAGCCUGUCCUUCUCUGUUCUGCCACUGGAUAUGAUGCAUCCGGAAAGAUAGAAGAUCUUGCGGUGGAGACGAAUCGUCAGUUGACUUCCAUUGCCAUCGGAUCGGCCGAAGGAUUCAGUCAAGCGGACUCUGCUCUCGGAGCUGCCACCAAAUCGGGCCGUUGGGUGCUUCUCAAGAAUGUGCACUUGGCGCCGAGCUGGUUGGCUCAACUGGAAAAGAGAUUGCAUUCAAUGAAACCACAUGCGCAGUUUCGCCUCUUCCUCACCGCCGAAAUCCAUCCAAAGUUGCCGUCGUCGAUUCUGCGAGCAUCGCGUGUGGUUGUGUUCGAACCUGCUACUGGAUUGAAAGCCAAUCUUUUGCGAUCGCUUUCUAGCAUUCCUCCACAAAGACUGACGAAGGCACCAACAGAGAGAAGCAGAUUGUACCUGCUUGUCUGCUGGCUGCACGCACUUGUUCAAGAAAGACUCAGGUGAGAUACUAGAAAGACUCGGGCAUGAUACUACUUUUUCGUUUUCAGGUACACACCACUGGGAUGGUCGACUGCUUACGAAUUUUCGGAUGCCGAUCUUCGUGUAGCCUGUGACACUCUCGACGCUGCCGUUGACGCCGUCGCUCAAGGAAGACCGAACGUGGAACCCGAACGUCUUCCGUGGACUACUCUGCGUACUCUUCUCAGUCAAUGCAUUUACGGAGGAAAGAUAGACAAUCAAUUUGACCAAGUUCUUCUCGACUGCGUCCUGGAAAACCUGUUUACUGCAAAGAGUUUCGAACAAGAUCACGUGCUGAUUCCUAAAUACGACGGAGACAACGCUCUGUACACUCCGAAUAUGUCAAAGAAGGAUCAAAUGGUCGGAUGGGUCGAAGAACUGAAAAACGAACAGUUGCCAGCGUGGCUCGGAUUGCCGAACAAUGCGGAAAAAGUGUUGUUGACUAAGCGAGGAGAGGCGAUGCUCCGUAACAUGUUGAAGGUGACUGAUGAGGAAUUGGCGUUCAACGAGGACGGAAAGGAAGAGGCUAAGCCGCAGUGGAUGGCACAACUAGGGGAACUGGCCAAACAAUGGCUGCAACUGCUGCCCAAAGAGAUCGUCAAAAUGCGCAGAACCGUCGAGAACAUCAAGGAUCCGUUGUUCAGAUUCUUCGAGAGAGAAGUCAAUCUCGGAGCGCAGCUUUUGAAGGACAUUCGCCGUGACUUGAAUGAGAUUACUUCGGUCUGUCGAGCCGAAAAGAAACAGAACAACGAGACGCGUGCUUUGGCUGCCAGUCUUCAGAAGGGAGAAGUUCCGAAUGGAUGGAAACGGUACACGGUUCCUAGAGAGGUGACCGUCAUGGACUGGAUGAUUGAUCUCAAUGAAAGACUCAAACAGCUCAUUCGCAUCGGAGGAGCUGAUAAUUUGAAGGUAUUUUCAAUUAAUUGUAUGUAAAAUCGAUUGUAAUCUUUUCAGCGUGAGACGUUCUGGCUCGGAGGAACAUUCUCUCCAGAAGCCUACGUUACUGCUACUCGUCAACAAGUUGCCCAGGCCAACACGUGGUCCCUGGAGCAGCUCAAUCUUCACAUUCACAUCGGACGCACCGACAACACGGACGUCUUCCGCAUUUCUGGAGUCGACAUUCGUGGAGGCAAGCCUGUCAGUGGAAAUAAACUCGAACUGUGCGAACUUGUCAAGAACGAAUGUGAUAUUGUGGAAUUCAGCUGGAAACAAGUAUGCACUAAAUUAACGAGUUUCAAUCAUAAUCAUUCAUUUCAGGAAGCCGCCGACGGUACUCGACUCCCUCUGUACUUGUACGGAGAUCGCCGUCAGCUUAUCUCUCCACUGGCCUUCCAACUCUCGUCUGCGACCGUUUUCUAUCAGAGAGGAGUGGCUCUUGUCGCUAAUUCGUCCCUUUAA
Molecule: messenger RNA, 14303 nt
Organism: Caenorhabditis sp. 36 PRJEB53466
Lineage: Eukaryota; Metazoa; Nematoda; Chromadorea; Rhabditida; Rhabditidae
Source: the annotation of a GenBank genome assembly